AGCACCAGGGGGCGCUGUGGGACUGGCUAUUCGGGCGAGGCAGGCGCACGUGGCGGGGUCCCACCGCAGAGAUGGCCGAAGCGAAGGGCUACCUCUCUCUUUGCAGGGCGGAGUUGUGCCUGGAAUUCCUGCACGCCAACUCCACAACCCAUGACUUCCUCUUUGGAGCCAUUGCAGAACUUAUUGACAAUUCCCGAGAUGCUGGUGCAACCAGAUUGGAUAUACUUACUGUGGAUAAUGAUAAUCUGCAAGGAGGAUUCAUGUUGUGCUUUUUGGAUGAUGGAUGUGGCAUGACUCCAUGGGAAGCUACAGAUCUUAUUUAUUUUGGGAGAUCUUCAAAGCGGUUCAACCCUACAAUGAUUGGACACUAUGGCAAUGGCCUUAAAUCAGGCUCUAUGCGUUUAGGGAAAGACUUCAUAUUAUUCACCAAGAAAGAGAAUACAAUGACGUGCCUUCUUUUCUCUCAGACUUUCUGUGAAAUGGAAAGUCUCAAUGAGGUUAUCGUCCCAAUUCCUUCAUGGUCAAGUCAAACAAGAAACCCAAUGGCAGAUGAUGCUGAGAAAUUUGCCACACAGUUAUCAAUAAUUUACAAAUACUCACCUUUUAAGAAUGAAGCUGAACUGAUGAAGCAGUUUGAUGCAAUUUAUGGGGAAACAGGGACUUUGCUGGUGAUAUAUAAUUUGAAGCUCACAAUCACUGGAGAGACAGAACUUGACAUUCAAACAGAUGAGGAGGAUGUGCUGAUCACUGGAGCCACUGAGAACCUUCCGGAACAGUGGUCUCUGAGAGCUUAUACAGCUAUAUUGUACUUUGACCCACGGAUGAGGAUAUUUAUUCAAGCCAAGAAAGUAGAAACCAAGCGCUUGCCUUACUGCUUUUACAGACCCAGGAUGUAUCCAUAUAUGUCAUCUACCUUCAAGCAAGUUUCUGUAGAUGAAUUAGAGAAGACAAAAAUGGAAGUAAAGGCUGCUGAAGAGGCUGUGAAGGAAGCGAAGUGCACUCUAAAAUAUUCACAAGAUUCUCUCUUCCAAGAAGACAGUGAGCUCAAAUUACAGCAUGCCCAAGCGAAUGAAAAGAGAAUGAGAGAGAAACUGGAAGACAAACUAAGAAACUUGAAAAGACCAAAAAAACUGUAUUUAAUAUUUGGAAUCAACAUUCAAAACAGAAGUCAAGAUGGCAUGCUUAUCUACAGCAAUAAUCGUUUGAUCAGGUUGUUUGAGAAAGUGGGACCCCAGAAAGAUGUAGAAUCAUAUUUUGGAGCUGGAGCAGUGGGGAUUGUAGAUGUGCCCUUAGACGUGAUGGAGCCAACACACAACAAGCAGGCCUUUGCAAAUGUUAAAGAAUACAACCAUUUGCUGAAAGCCAUGGGAAACUGUCUUGUUCAAUACUGGAAAGACAUGGGAAUAAGUCAAAAAGGAGAGAGCUUGUUCUGGACUGACUUUGGAUAUCUGAGUGACAACUGGUGUGAAAGGCCUUCUAACAUAAUUCAAUACAAAAGAAGACGGGCAGUGGAAAUUCCUGAAAUUGUUCAGUGUGAUAUUUGCCUUAAAUGGAGACUUCUUUCCCAUGACACUGAUACCAAUUAUGAAGGACAUCAUGACAUCUGGAAUUGUGCAAACAGUCCUAACCCACUUGAGAAAACGUGUGAUGUGCCAGAACAUUUGCCCUCCAUCCCUAUGGGAACUUUCAAUCCAACUCAGUCAUUGGAUGAUAAGCAACAGCUACUCGUAGAGUCCAUUCAGGAACGUAAAAGGAAGAUGGAGAGACUCCAGUCUCAGAAACUUCAUUUGAUACAGCCACAUACAUUUGUCCACUGUCCUUCUUCUGCCAAAAGUUCAAAGGAUAAGAUAGUGUACCGGAAGAAAACUUCAAAUAAAGAUUCAUCUCCAGCCUGCAGACAUUUGAUUAAAAGUAGAACAAAAGCAGAGCACAGCCAACACAAGACCCAUCAAAGAUCGUCACCUGCAAAGCAAAAGACUCCCUCUGAAAGGAGACAGCAGCCUUGUCAAAAAGAAAAACGUUUCCUUUCAGUGCUGGAAGAUACAGAGGAUUACAGUUUGCCAAAAGUGGUACCUUCCGAAAUACAGGAUGAACAGUUUUAUCACGAAGUGCCUGAGGUCAUCAAAACUGAAACAGAUAGUGAUCCAGAAAUCAUUUCUAUUAUAAUAUCUGACAGUGAAGCUGAAGAUUUGCCAAAGAAUGAAGACGGUAACGAUUUUUCUUUCAUGCAAAAGGAAGAACAGGAGCAAUCUGAUGAAAAGGAAGACUAUCUUCUUAGCUCAGCAAGUUGCUCAUAUUUUGAGAAAACAUUUGCUAAAAGAGACUUGGAAAGUUGGUCAAUCGGGGCUUCCCAUGGCAAUAAAGAGCACGUUCCAGAUGCUGUGCAGGAGUCUGAUGCCGGCACCUCAAAUACACAGAAAGAUUCCAAGAGCAUUCCUACAAUGGAAAUGAUAGGAACACUAACUUCUCACAUCAAAGAGAUUCUCCUGUAUUUCCUUCCAGAAAGUAUUAAUUCAAAAGAACGUAUUAUAUCCAUGAGUUCUGAAGAUAUUAUGUAUAUGUUCAAGCUGAAAACACCUUUGGAGAAGAACAAGACUGUUAAUCUCUACAUCGAUGAGUAUCUUCUGCAAUAUGAACAGCAACUUUUAAAAAAGAUCCAGGGUGUAAAGCAACACGGCUUGGAAGCUCUACAUGCCACUGAAAGAGAGAUUAGUCUGUGUGAAGUACAGAUAAAGGCCGAAGAAGACAAACUUGAGGCUCUUCGGAGAAAAGUAGCCCAAUUGCUAUUCAAAAUUUAUCCCCAUCAUAUUAUAAAUAAGCUGGAAGACAUUGAUAGUUUCCUGGAAAAGAUUUUGAACUCUGAAAAUCUGUGUGCUUUUGACUCUGAAAAUGCCAAUACCACUGAAACAAAUACAGCUGUCUUGCCACUGCCAGAUGAAAAUACUGAGAAAACUUCUAACAGUCCAUAAUGUAUACAUAAAUAAGUAGCAACAAAUCACCCACCCUGAAAAAUCCUGCAAAAAUCUUACAUGUUACAGGGUGCUUGUAGAAGGAAGAAUAUAGAUAAUUUUUAUUCCCACAUACAUUUUGCUUUGUGUAUAUCAUAAUUUACAGAUUCAAGAACCAUUUAACCUAUAUUAUUGCCUUGCAAAUAUCCUUGAAUUUCACUGCAGUCCAUUGAAGUGUAUGGAUGUGUGGAACCAACACACAUCCAUACACUUUUCUGGAAUUACAAAGAUGUUGAAAUUAAGACUUGAAAAAAGUUGUAUCUGUUUCUUUGGGAAAAGAAUAACCUUAUUUGUCAUAAUGUGCUAAGUUCUAGCAAUACAAACAGUAGAUUUUUCCCUAAAGGGGAAAUUGAAGUUUUUCAUUUUGAGUUACUGUUGAUACAGAUUACCUUGCAUAAUAAAGGUAAAUGUGUUUGCUUGAUUUGCCAAA
Anolis carolinensis (green anole) is the source of this 3438-nucleotide messenger RNA. It is a transcript of the gene morc1, whose product is annotated as MORC family CW-type zinc finger 1. The transcript has 27 exons. Lineage: Eukaryota; Metazoa; Chordata; Lepidosauria; Squamata; Anolidae. Bases 72 to 2969 code for a protein of 965 amino acids. Gene Ontology annotation, molecular function: zinc ion binding. The record is from RefSeq and is a predicted model, not a curated record. Gene Ontology annotation, cellular component: nucleus.